Messenger RNA from Echinops telfairi (small Madagascar hedgehog), 823 nucleotides. RefSeq names its product GUCA1A neighbor (gene CIMIP3). Lineage: Eukaryota; Metazoa; Chordata; Mammalia; Afrosoricida; Tenrecidae. The record is from RefSeq and is a predicted model, not a curated record. The transcript is spliced from 3 exons. The coding region runs from base 370 to 756 and encodes 128 amino acids.
CAAGCCCGGGACAUGUUUCUAUGGUCCUUCCUGCCUCUCUUCCAAGCGACCCGCUCAGAGCAGUGGCUACAGGUACUGGCCUCUCAGCUGUUUGGGGCACAGCUCCUGGGGGACUGCAUAGCCCACCCAUUGUAAUGGACGGAGGACUGUUUAAUGGGGUUCACGCUUAGUCUGAAGGACCACUGCCAUCCAACAGAUCCCAACUCACAGGAAUCGAGGCAGGGUGCUGUCGGAGGCUACAGCAUCUUUACGGAAACAGACAGCCUCGUCUUUCUCCUGUGGAGCAAACAGAAAUAAAGACCACUGCACAGCAAAACAACAACAACAACAUCAACAAAAAAAACAAAAAAAAACAAACAGCCGAGGGAGAUGGGAAACAAACACCGCGUGCGUGCAAUCAUACUACCUGCGUGCAAAACGGGCUUACAGGAAACCUUGGUCCGCAGUCACCGGCCAAAGAUACCACCAGGCAGAAAAGUGAAGGCCCCGGGCCCGGGUCCGAGGCUGUCUGGGAUGUGGAGGCAGGACCGAGAGCAGUCUCUGCUGGCGGCCUACGUGCCAGUGGUGGUGGCCCCCCAGGGCCAGCGCCCGGACAAGCUCAGGUUCAAUUUCUACAGCUCCCAGUACUCCAACUCCCUGAACCCCUUCUACACGGCACAGAAGCCGACCUGUGGCUACCUGUACCGCCGGGACACGGACCACACCCGCAAGCGCUUUGAUGUGCCUCCCACCAAUGCCGCCCUGUGGCGCAGCUGAGCCCGCACCCUGACCCUGCCCACCCUGCUGGGCCCCAGAGGAGCGGGGUUGCUCCCUCCAGGAAACG